AUGGGAGUUCAUCAUGUCAUGGGAACCGGUAAAUACUUGGGGCUUCCAUUUAUGAUAGGGAAGAGCAAGAGCUCUAUUUUUUCCUUUAUUAAGGACCGUAUUUGGAAUUGCAUCAACUCUUGGAAAGGGCGGUCUUUAUCCAAAGCUGGCAAAGAAAUCAUGAUCAAAUUGGCUCUACAAGCUAUACCGGCUUAUAUCAUGAGUAUCUUUAUCCUUCCGGAUGUGGUGGUAAAUGAGAUUGAGAGGAUGUUGAAUUCUUUUUUGUGGGGUGGAAGAUCUAAUAGCAAAGGGAUAAGGUGGAAGGCUUGGGAUAAACUGACUUGUUCGAAAGAUGUGGGUGGCUUGGGUUUUUAG
This is a messenger RNA of Vicia villosa (hairy vetch), 354 nucleotides long. RefSeq lists its product as uncharacterized. Lineage: Eukaryota; Viridiplantae; Streptophyta; Magnoliopsida; Fabales; Fabaceae. The coding region runs from base 1 to 354 and encodes 117 amino acids. The record is from RefSeq and is a predicted model, not a curated record. The transcript has a single exon.